Messenger RNA from Sciurus carolinensis (gray squirrel), 3192 nucleotides. Its product is annotated as paraneoplastic antigen-like protein 6B. The transcript is spliced from 2 exons. The record is from RefSeq and is a predicted model, not a curated record. Lineage: Eukaryota; Metazoa; Chordata; Mammalia; Rodentia; Sciuridae. Bases 465 to 1916 code for a protein of 483 amino acids.
GUCACCCGCGGUCCCCGGGUGCCCGCGGCGGCGGCGACAGCCCGGCCGCGUGACCCGCGCGCGCCAAUGGCCCGGCGGUCUCCGGGGCGACGCGGAGGGUCCGCGCUCCACCGCCACCGCGCCCCCGCCCCGCGUCCGCACUGCAGAGAGCGGUGGCGAGCAGGCGCCGGCGCACUGGCCCACGUGCCGCGCCGAGAGAGCGAGAGCCGGAGGCAGAGCCAGCGACAGGGCGAGGGAGCGAGGGGCGACUGACCCCGCCGCCGCUCUGCGCAGCCCGGAGCCCGCGCCGCGGGGCCCGGGACCAGGAAGGACCCCGCCCCAGCCGGAGGCUGUGGAGACCUGGGCUGUUCUCCCCGAGUCCUAGGCUCCCGCCCCAGGGCGUUUUCCCCAGUAACAGCCUGGUCAGCCCCGGGAGCUGCUCCCUGCCCCUAAUAUCAGCCCAGCGUGGGCCGAAAUUUCGGGCGAUGGCGGUGACGAUGCUGCAGGACUGGUGCAGGUGGAUGGGCGUCAACGCUCGCAGGGGCCUGCUCAUCCUGGGCAUCCCGGAGGACUGUGAUGAAGCCGAAUUCCAAGAGUCCCUGGAGGCUGCCCUGUGGCCUAUGGGCCACUUUACUGUGCUGGGCAAAGUGUUCCGAGAGGAGGAUAACGCCACUGCGGCCCUGGUCGAGCUUGACCGGGAAGUCAACUAUGCUUUGGUCCCCAGGGAAAUCCCGGGCACCGGGGGCCCCUGGAACGUGGUCUUUGUGCCCCGUUGCUCGGGCGAGGAGUUUCUCGGUCGCGUGCUCCACUUCCUGGAGCAACAGGGGCAGACGGUGGAAAGUGUGGCCGGUGCCCUGGGUCUGGGGCUGCGCAGGGUGUGCUGGCUGCGAUCCGUCAGUCAGGCGAUCCAGCCCUGGGUGGAGACUGUGAGGUACCAGCGCCUGGGCGUGUUUUCCGGGAGGGACCAGCCGGCCCCCGGGGAGGAAUCCUUUGAGACCUGGCUAGACCACACCACUGACAUGCUGCAUGUGUGGCAGGGGGUCUCGGAAAGGGAGAGGAGGAGGAGGCUGAUGGAAGGCUUGCGAGGGACCGCCCUGCAGCUAGUGCAUGGGCUCCUGGCGGAGAAUCCCGCCAGGACUGCUCAGGACUGCCUGGCGGCCCUGAUCCAGGUGUUUGGAGACAACGAGUCCCAGGCUACCAUCCGGGUGAAGUGUUUGACUGCUCAGCAGCAGUCAGGCGAGCGUCUCUCCGCCUUCGUGUUGCGGCUGGAAGUCCUUCUGCAGAAAGCCAUCGAGAAGGGGGCCCUGGCCAGGGCCUCCGCUGACCACGUGCGCCUGAGGCAGGUGCUCACCAGGGCCAACCUGAUCGAGCCUCUGGAUGAAGCCCUGAGGAAGCUGAGAAUGGUUGGGAGGUCUCCCACAUUCCUGGAAAUGCUAGGGCUCGUCCGCGAGUCCGAGGCAUGGGAGGCCAGUCUAGCUGGGAGCGUUAGGGCCCCAGCAGAGGAAGGGGCUGGUGCCCACGCUGAUGCCCAGGCUGAUGCCAGGGCCAAUGCUAAUGCAGAGGAUGAGAAGGUGGAGAAGGAGGAAGAGGAGGUGGGCCAGCAGCAGGAGGAGGUGGUGGUGGAGGAGGAACAGGAGGAGGAGGAGGAGGAGGAGGAGGAGGGGGAAAGGGAAGACCAAGGCCAUGAUCAUGCCCCUGCAGGCCUAGGCCAGGCAGGACCCACUGAGGCCCCAGGGGGCCCCACCCCAGCUCAGAUGGGCAGUGCUUCUGACGCCAGCCCAGGAGGGCCUGGUUGUGGGCCUGAGGGCCUGGCCCAGGCAGAAGAGCAGGAAGCUGAGGAGCCCCCGCUGGAAGAGCUCAAGGACAUCCCAGAGGAGUCGGGAAAUGAGGAUGGAGCUGGGGAGACUGGCCACCCUGAGUCCUCCCCAGGUGAAUAGGCUCAGAAGGCCCAGGGGCCUCCUCUCCUCUCAGGCAGCAGAGCCCUGGAGGCAGGGGCAGGCCAGGCCAGGGCCUCCGCCUCACCCCACAUCAGAAGCAGGGCCCAGGGCAGGGCUUGCCCAGCCCAAAGCAAGUCCCUGGAUGCCCCCAGCUCUCCAAAGAGGCCCUGGCCACCACCACCAGACCUUCCCGGUGACCCCAGUGACCACGUUUGGCACCAAAUGGAGCAGGGAGAGGUGCCGGUCCCCAUGGAAGCCCCAGCCCCAGUCCUGGCCUAGAUGGGGGGCUGAAGACACCUGCCACCUGCACUGGACUGGGAGACAUUGGGGGAAAAGUCCAUCUCAAGGGUGCCAGCUGCCUGGCUCCCCCAACAGGGGCAUACCACCCCCAUUCAGUGUCCCCGGGAGCCCACCCUUAUCCGUAGGCCCCAUAAAGACCCACCUCAAGCAAACACCCACCCCCACACCAGCCAUCGUUCCUGUGCAAAGCCGUGAGGUGUGUGUCAAGCCCGGGCGGAGGUCCCUGCCCUCGCCGCCGGCCAGCUCCAGGCCCGGGCUCGUGCCGUGAGCUUCUGGGCGAGCCAAGGCCCUGCUCGCUCCUGUCCAGUGUCGUGAGCUCAACCUCUGCUUUCUCGGUGUAGAUCUAGGCCAGCUGCCUGCCGCUUGUUCCCGUGGAGAUGUGUGUGUGUUCUUAUCUGAGCAGUUCCUCCCAGGAGGCCCUGAGCCCAGUCCCCAAGAGACGGAGACCCGGACGGCGGGAAGGAUGGACGGCGAGGGCGUGGCUGACGGCCACGGCGUGGUGGUGAUGUGGCGUCGCCUCGGGCAGGAAGCACCGGACCUUGGAUGGAGGGGAAGGGCCGGGCCUGUGCGUGGACGUUCCACCCCUGUUGUCGCUUGUGACUCAGUUUCCUCGGCUUGGGGGUGUUCCCUGUCGUGCUUUGCAGUGUGCCGUGACUGUCCUGUGCCCGCCGUAGGGCAGGGGCCGCCCCACAGCAAGUCAGCCAGCCCCUCAGGGGGUUCCCGGUUGGAAGCCAGUGCUCAUUGCCAGAGGCCAUGGUCCUGGCGAGAGGCAGACCUGGGGCCCUCAGGAAGGGAGAAGGUGGCGGGAGGGCCCCAGCGUGGAGACCAGGGAGGAGGCACCUGUCUGCAGGUGUCCAGGAGGAGGGGGGCCCGGGACCUGUGGCCUCGAGUGGUCGUGAGGAGUCCCUUUAGGUGUUGUCAUCCCCUUCUCUUCAAUGGUUUCUGUACAUGUUUCUCUUCAAUAAAUCUCAUGGAU